Messenger RNA from Aspergillus pseudoviridinutans, 240 nucleotides. RefSeq lists its product as uncharacterized. NCBI's taxonomy places the organism in Eukaryota, Fungi, Ascomycota, Eurotiomycetes, Eurotiales, Aspergillaceae. The coding region runs from base 1 to 240 and encodes 79 amino acids. The transcript is spliced from 2 exons. Gene Ontology annotation, biological process: endoplasmic reticulum to Golgi vesicle-mediated transport; endocytosis; intra-Golgi vesicle-mediated transport. The record is from RefSeq and is a predicted model, not a curated record. Gene Ontology annotation, molecular function: GTPase activator activity. Gene Ontology annotation, cellular component: Golgi apparatus.
AUGCCCAGCAUUGUCAGUAAGCGGCAGCAGCAGCGAAAUGAGAAGGCCUUGCAGGAUCUCGUCCGCUCAGUGCCGGGCAAUGAUCGAUGUGCGGACUGUGGAGCCUUUAACCCAGCUCUGCAUCGUAAGCUGGGCACGCACAUUUCCAAGGUCAAGUCCUUGACCAUGGACACUUGGACGGCCGAACAGGUUGACGUGAGUGAACGGGCCAAGUCAACCCCUCGAGGACGCGUGAGCUGA